Molecule: messenger RNA, 1943 nt
Organism: Paramecium pentaurelia
Lineage: Eukaryota; Ciliophora; Oligohymenophorea; Peniculida; Parameciidae
Source: the annotation of a GenBank genome assembly
AUGAGUUUCAUAACAUAAAUUGAAUUGUUAGUGUUUAUUAGAAAUUUUAGAAAUGUUGAUCUAUUUUAAUAAGGAAUUUAUAGGAUUUAAAUAUCAAUACCUAAACAUUUGCCAUAUUUAACUUUAGAUUAAUUGGGGAUUAGUAAAUAAAAGAAACAAAGAGAUUAAAAAUUAGUUGGUUAAGACAUUAAAGAUUAAUAUUUUCUCUCAAGUUCUUUUGUAAUUAGAUAUGAAGAUGAGGAGGUAUAAAUCAAUAAAAUUUAGAUUAAUUUAUGUGAAGGAUGUAUUUUUAGAAUAGAACAAAAUACAUUUGGUUAAUUAAACUCUGUAGAAUUACAAGUUGAUUUAUUAUUUCUAGAUAGUAAAUCUGUAGAAUCAUUUCAAGACCUAGAAGUAUUACCCUUAAAUAAACUAUCUUCUCAAACCUACGUCAUUCAUUCUCUAAAAUAAAUAAAUCAUAAUUAUUUGCCUAUUACUUUUGAUCCAAAUACUGCUUGUGUUAUAAAUUGCUUUGUAUUCUCAUUACCUUUGAGUAUAAUUAAUUGAUUAAUAGACUUAAAGUAUUAAUAGAGAAAAGAUGGAUUAACAAUGAAUGAGUAUAUUCAAAAAUACAAAAGAAAGGGCCAAUUUGAAUUGUUAUAAUAGAAAACUUUUGAUUACCUUGAGUCAAUAUUUAAGCAAUUUAUUCAGUAAUACAAAGAGACUAUUGCUGAAUAUAUAACUGAACCAACAAAAUUUGCACAUUAUUUAGUAUAAAUUAAGAUUAUUAAAUUUAGUAAUAAUUAGCUUGUUUAGGAGAAGUGGAAUAUACUAAUGAAGAUUUAGAACGUUAAAUAAAUUCAAUUAGUUUAUAAUUGUAUAUGCUUUGGUAUGUCUAUAUUGAUGUUAUUUCAAAGAUUUAUGCUAAAUUAAUGAAGAAAUUAAAAAUCAAAUAUAUAACAGAACUUCAAGAUUUAUAUGAAGAAUUUGUAAUAAAGAUUAAUAAUACUACUUAAUUUGAUAAAACAAUGAAGAAUUAUAAUUUAAUUAAUUCUUUAAGAUAAUUAGAUUAAAGAAUUCUACCAAUUCUACCUAUAACAUGUACAGAAAUAUUGGAUAAUCUACCUAUUCUAAUAAAAUAUUCAUAAAAUGAAAUUAAACAUUUUUAAUUAAAUUAAAAAAAGUCAGAUAGUAAACAUUUAAUAGUAUUUGUACAUGGAUAUAAAGGAUCUCCUUUUGAUAUGAGAAGAUGGAGAAAUAUAAUUAAAAUCUAUUAUCCAAAAUGUUUUACAUUGAUAUCAAGUUGUAAUUAAAGAGAAGGUGAAGAUUCAAUUAGAGUAAUGGGACAUAAAUUAAGUAUUGAAAUCUAAGCUUAAAUUUAAUUGAUGGAUGGAAUAGAUGAAUUAUCAUUUAUUUGUCAUUCUUUAGGAGGUGUAGUAGCAAGAUCAGCUCUUUGUAAUUUAAGUAUGCAUUCUAAUAAGAUGAGAUUUUAUGUAAGUCUUGGAUCACCUCAUAUAGGAUUAUUUGUUAAAUAAAAUAGUUUAGUUAAAACUGGUUUAUGGUUUAUGACUAAUUUCUCAUCCAGUUAAAGUAUGGCUGAAUUAUAAUUAUAAGAUGCUUCAUAACCUUAGAAUUCUUAUCUCUAUUAUUUAUCAACAGUAUAAUCUUUAGAGUGGUUUUAAAAAGUGAUAUUGAUUAGUUCAACAUAAGAUGAUUUUGUUCCAUUUGAAGUUGCAAGACUAGAAAAAUCUAAUAGAGUUCCUUAAGAUAAACAAUAAAUUUAUUAAACUAUGCUUGACAACAUUAAAUUACCUGAAUGUACAAGAGUUGAAGUUAAUUUUACAUUUACAGAAAAUGACAAGAAUUGGGAUAAUCUUAUAGGUCGAACUGCUCAUAUGAAUCUAGUUGAAAAUACAACAAUGAUAAGAAUGAUUGUAACUUAAAGUAGAUUACUUGAUUAAUGA